AUGGCGAUCCGACAAUUCUGGUGGUUCUGGCGCCGAAAAGCCUUCCCGACUGCUGAACAGCGAGAGCAGAGGACGAGGAAACGGUGCAAUUCCAUCCAUUCGACGUCCUGGUGCGUCCUGGCUGCCUUACUUGUGAUGGUGCUGGGACGGCUGCCCGGCUUCGGUGAAGGAUAAGACAGCCCCGCCACCGUCAUGGAAGAAGGUACGUGUGUGCAACAAACCCAUACGCAGAGGGAGGGGAAGAGGAAUCAUCUAACAGUGACUGAUGUUGGUGGAUGUGUGUGGGUGCAGGCGAGGGCGAUGGUGGCGGUGGUGGUCGGUCUGCCCUGCGUGGCAGUGGCACUUAUGGUCUCCCGAUCUACGGGUCAACCAUCCUUUGUUCGACACUCACCGCACACACAGCGAAGAUAUCUCUCUCCCCUCUGUGUUGUCUGGUGCAGGCAUGUGCUGAUGGCGGCGUUAGUAAAGUUCAAGAAGACUUCAAUCGCAUAUCGAUGCUGUUUGAGAGGAUUCAGUCGAAGGUCACGACAUGACAUUGACAUUGACACGCAGGCAGACAGACAGGCAGGCAGGCACCGCACCGCACCCUUCAUGUGUGCGUUGGUUUGUUGGUGCAGUGGUCGGCUGAUCCCUCUCGGGCGGCGCAGGAGCUGCUGCACGGCCGAACUGAUGUACAGGUGAGCGUGUGGACGGAUGGCUUACACUGGUCGCCUUGGGGGGCCUAUGUGCCUGUUUGUGUGUGCAGUGUGAGUUGUCGGCCGUGGCGAGCAGUCUGUCGCGCAUAGACGCCCUGUUAGACACACCUGCAGAGGUACACAGACACACACAUGUGAGCAGAGGGAGGUACCUGGUGAGACCUAGCAGCGGCGGUGCGGUGUGGUGUGGUACCAGGAUAAGUUGGUUGGUGCUGGAGGGGCGGUGGACAUAGCUGAGGCCAGUGAGGCACAUGACACUUCCACACCGGUACGCACACACACUUGCACGAGGAGCCAUGGCAUAUGUGUCUGUGUGCUGUGUGUUCGUGUGGUGCGGUAUGCCACCAGGUGGGUGUCGGUGGACCGAUGGACGUAGGCGACACCAAUGAGGGACUUGACGCAUCAAAUUCGGUAGGCAAAUGGCGACGGCAACACAAGGCUGUAUGUCGACAGCCAUGGGUCCUCUCUCCCUGUGUAUGUCUGUGUGUGUGCAGGUAUGUGUGUCGGAGGUCAAGCGGGCCCGAUUGGAGGGUCACUCAGGCCAUCAUGCCGCUGCAGCAGCAGCGAGUCGCGGUGGGUGGCGACAAAGCACAUCAACCACACCCAUACCAAUCGGACGCACCCCAAUGCCCUCUCUGCCUGUCUGUGUGUGUGUUGUGCAGGUGGUGUGUCGGGCGGCCCCGAGCUAGAUGGGCAAACCCAAGACCACCAGCAGCAGCAGCAACAGCAGCAGGUCAGCCAGAUGACACACGUGGGCCUGACGCCCAUUGACGCCCUCAUACUCUCUCUGUGUGUGUGUGUGUGUGUGUCAGGUUGUGUGUGGGCCGUGUUUGUGUAGCCUUGAGGGCCCGUUGCUGUGCGAGAUGGCUUCGUUUCUCACCACCAUUGAGGCCACCGUCCUCUGCCGUCUCUGUAAGGACAUCAGCAGCAAGGCCGACUACACCGCCAACACACACACCACCGAGGGCAAGACCGACGACACGCCAUUCGGCAUCUACCGCAACCUCACGAUCGCAAAGGACGAGCGCCUCACUUGGCAGCGGCUUGACUGGGCCCCAUGCUCGCAUCUGAGGGAAAAACUGGUGAGGGCGUCUUGUCAUGUAAACAAAGCCAGAGUGCGGAUGAUGGAUCCUUUGUCUUUCUGCCUGCCUGUCUGGUCACUCAGGGCCACGUCACGACAGCCUGCAUCCGAGACAGGGACGAUGCCACUAUAUGCGUCAAUGGCGGCCGACUCUCCUUUGUGACGACUUGCCUCGAGGCGUCCAAGGCAUCCCUCAAACACAUCUGCACCACGGGUUUCAUCGACCGUGAACACGCCCCGCUGCCCCCACGACCCGCAGUGGCCUUUGACAAGCUCACGACGCUGCACGUGACGUCUUCGCCGUGGAUCAGACACUUCAGGUGAGUGAAAUAGCAAUACAAGGCAGGUCCAUAGAUGUCAUAUUCUUUGCCCGCCCCUGGUGCUGUGGGUUUCAGGGAGUCCAACUGGACGUUCCCGAGCCUCGUCGAUUUACGGGUCACCGACACGACGCAUACAGAGCUCCGAGACGUCGCCCACAUCGUGCGGUCGGCCCCCCAGCUGCGCACACUCACAGCGGCCAGCAGCUGGGACAAGAUCGGGGGCAAGGGCAGCGACUUGUGUGAGUUCGCCAGUGCCCUCAAGCAGUGCCCUCACCUGACGACCAUCCGCGGGCUGGCCAUCGAGAACAGCAACACGCACAGCAACCACUGCAGCCACCUGACUGAUUUGCAGGAGGCCCUCGACACCCACUGGGGCAAAGAGGAGAACGGAGGUAGGUGGAUGGGCUCGGAUGGGCAGGCAGAUAUCACAUGUGUUGCCUUGUCUGCUCUCGAUGUCUGUUGCAUCCCUGCCUCCCUGUAAUGUAGGCGUCAAGAGGACCAUCGAGUUUGUGUACGACCACCCCACCAUCAGCACCAGCUUCGGCGACGAGACCCGCCCCCUCCACGCCUUCCUCACAUGGGCGCGGCGGGUUGGUGUGGCCAUCGAGUGGCGGCUGGGCGAGGUCUUCUUCCUGGACUGCAGCAAGGGUGCAUCGAGCUCGGUCGGCCCUCCGGCUGUGCGUGGCCCCGUGGCAGACGUGGUCAAGGACGCGGCGUCCAAAGCAAAGAUAGUAAGUCGGAGGAAGCGAGUGACUGUGGCCCUCUUCCACCGUCCAUCUAUCUAUCGUGUUGUCCACGCCAUGGCUGCCUGUGUGCCUCAGGUGUACUUGUAUUUGGGUGGUACCCCUCUCCACCACUCGUGGAAGGACCUGCUGACAUUUGCCGAUGCAGGCAUCCUCGAGAUCUGGGAGGACGCCAAUGGAUCGGCGACGAUCGAGGGCAUCCCCAUAUGGCUGCUGGAGGUCGAUGACAACGGCAACAACGUGCGCUUCCCCAAGGUAGACUACCUCAACGUCUCACUGGCUCAUGUGGGCGAUGAUGAUGCCCGACCUGAAGAGGCGUGGCAUUUGCCGACCGCCCCCAACUCACUCACUAGACUGCUAGGCAGCCUGCGGGGGGUCACAUCAGUCGAGUUCACCACGUCUAGUUUGUCUGCCGUGUGUGAGUGCCUGCCGCCCAUGAGCACCGACAAACUGGACGUGUUGGAGGUCUGUGUGGCCGCCCACUUGACUGAACUGCCUGACCCCAUCCCCCAGUACCCACUGCCGACUGUGCACCGCCUUGUCGUCCCGACACGUUGGGGGGCUGCAGUGAGCAAGGCAGCUGCGUUGUCGUGUAUGCGUUUGGCCUUACUCACUCACGCACACGAGGCAGAAUUUGAGUUUUACAUAGCGUCAGACCAGUUUGACUUCCACCGAGACUAUGGGGAGCUAGAAGGAGGGGAUGAGGCGGAGGAUGAUGAGGAUGAGGAUGCUGUGUGGGAGCGAGAGAGGGAGCUGCGCCAGGCCACGGAGCAGCAUGGCAAGGGGUGCAUGCGCGCCUUGGCCACUGAGUGCUAUGAGGUAGUCAAGGGAGGAUACCAGCUGACAGACGUAGACGUCGGCUGUCACGUGGAGCACAACGAGACCACGAUGCAGCUGAUGUCCUAUGGCCAUUUGCAGCUAAAGGUGUUAGCUAAGGGGGCCAUAGCCGGGGGGGAGGACAGAGGGGUCAUGACCGACUGACUCUGCUGACUUGUACAGACUCUGCUGACUUGUACAGACUCACUCUCGUGGAUGUGGCUGCCUGUGGAUGAGUAGCGGUACAUCGUUUUGAUGCAUGAGUGCCUGCGAUGUCCUCGAGUUUCAGUGGUUGCUCGGUUGCAAUGAAGGGACUGUGUCACACUCGUGUGCACUUGAUUGUUUGUUGAAG
Molecule: messenger RNA, 4007 nt
Organism: Vitrella brassicaformis
Lineage: Eukaryota; Vitrellaceae
Source: the annotation of a GenBank genome assembly